Magallana angulata is the source of this 4153-nucleotide messenger RNA. RefSeq lists its product as uncharacterized. Gene Ontology annotation, molecular function: protein binding. The transcript has 13 exons. Lineage: Eukaryota; Metazoa; Mollusca; Bivalvia; Ostreida; Ostreidae. The record is from RefSeq and is a predicted model, not a curated record. Bases 860 to 2674 code for a protein of 604 amino acids.
CUCUGUGUCAGCUUUCUGUGUCUUCUCAGGGUCUGCGUUGUUCUACUAUGGCGGACCCAGAGCUGACCCCAAGCAAACCUCAGGCUGACCCAUAGCGCAGACAUAGAAAGCAGAUCUUAAAUCACUCCUGAAAAAUGACCAAGUGUACGUCUCUACGUAUGUAUUUGGAUUAAACAAGGGGCAACUUACAGGCGGUAAGACAAAAGAUGGGUCUGCUUCACACUUCAGUGCGUGAAGUGGACCUUAAAAGAUGAAAUCAAGAAAACCAAUGGUGGACCCCGAGCAGACCAAGAGCUGACACCCUAGGUCAGCUUUUAUGGUCUGCUUUGGUGUAGGUUAUGUCUGAUAGCCUGAUAUGAAUGCCUGUAUGACCUAGAUCUACUCCAUACAGAUAUAUACAAAUACAAAUUUUUAAUAAAUAGAACCAUUUUAACAAGAACUUGGACUUUGGGUAGGUGUGUCAAUUUAAACAAUGUGAAGCAGGCCAUUUCUUUGCUGGCCACUCAGCCAUGGCUGUUUGAAAUCAACAAGAUUUGUCUGGCUUUUAGGUUAAGAUAUGCAAUUGGUGCAUAUUUCACUUGAAAUCGUGUCAUUUUUAACUUGUUUUGAUGCAAGAAAUAGAUAGCUACGUCAAACCGAAAGUCCAAGAUCUUGGUUAUAAUGUUCUGACUAAGUGACUUGAGCGUACUAUAUGCACAGCUUUGGGUCAUCGUGGCAAACCACUGUUUUGAGUCCAUAAGCUGCCUCAAAUGAUGAUGUGAAUCACACGUGGGUCACCGAUGAUGCAUUAGGUAACGAAAAUUCGAUCUGAACCUAAAAGAUUUAGACCUACUUGGAAGCCAAGGUUUUGGGGAAGAAAAUGGUGGAUCAAGAAUCUUUACCACCCGGCUGGGAAGCCAGAUGGAACGCCAAACAAAAAGCAUACUUUUAUAUCGAUCACAACAGCAGACAAACAACAUGGGUGGAUCCAAGGUUAAACCCUCAGAGAACCCAUUACAACAAUCGUUAUCAUGGAAUCCAGCAACCCGCACAAGUGGUGAAUCGCCCGGUCACUGACCAAUCAGAUGUCGGUCUGGAGUCCUCGGUCCAGCUCUUACAGAGGGCCUUUCCUGACACCAGUCAAGAUGUCCUCAAAGCCGUGCUGACCAGUUGCAAGAACAACCACACUAGAGCUAAAUUGACCUUAGUUUCCAUGGGAUUCAAAGAAGUGGCCAGUACUAAGACCCCAGAGCUAAGCCCUUACGACAAUGUGGAUCAUGGAAAAGAUGGAAAGAAUUCCUCUCUCAAAAAUCAGGAUGGCCAGCAACAGCCAAUGUCUCCAAACCCUCAGAGGUCAUCACCAGGGCAACAGCCCCCUAACUCUCCCAAGCAACAACAGAGUACAGAGUCUUCUCCAAGGCAACUACAGCCAUGGCCCUCUUUGUUUCAAAAUCAAAAUCCAAAAUUUUGUGGUCAUAGCAGUCCUCAUCUGUCUGCAAAAUAUCAACAUAAAGCACUGCCUGGCCAACUUAAUCAAAACCAGGCACCCCAUGGCAGACAUAAUCCACAACAGGCACUGCCAAACCAACAUUCAAUGAAAGCAGACCAAUGUGGAUCUCAACCUACUCCAAACCAUCAUCAAAACGAGUUUCCACAAAAUUCACAGCCAAUGCCAAGAAACCACAACCAGAGUGAGUCCCCAAAGUACAUUACCGAUCAGCACAUCUCGGAGGUACAUGUAACAAUGAAGUCAUGGGGAGAAAAUCAGCAGGAUUCCAGUACAGCAAACAAACUUAGGGAUGACCAGAGUAAAGCAAACUCUGUAACAACUACAAAUCACUCAAUCUCCCCUUUGUCUCGACAGAAGUUUUCUGGAUUGAAUCCAACAACAAACGCUAAAGUGACUACAGAGCAAAGAACACCAUCAGCAUCUCCUUCAAACUCCAAGAAACAAAGGGACCAUGUCAAAAGUCAGGAAAUGUCAACAGAGGAUAAGAGAAAAAUGAAACGGAGGCUGCUGCAGGAGUUUCCUGACCAGGAUCCCCUGGUUCUGGAGUUAACUCUUUUAUCCAACAACCACGACGAGGUAGCCACUAGAGUCUUGUUGAAAAAGUGGGAGGAGAACACAUUAAACAAUGAAGAGCAGAGAACAUGUGCAGAUCAGCUGGAGAGAACAGAAUUGUACAAGUCUUUUAAGACGUUCCCACCGGCCGCUGGGUCCUCCAACAGGCAGUCCCAUAAUGCACUUGGUCAGCAUGGCACAGAUUAUAGCAGCAAUGACCCAAGUUUACGAAGUCGGAAGAUAUCAAUGAAGACUCUCCUAGUAACAUCACAAGUCGGAUCCUCGGUCGGGGGCUGGAUGAGCCAGCUGCCUGGAGUGACGUGUUGUCUGCGUUCUUUCAAGUCCUCCACUUACAGAGGGCUUACUACGAAAGUGAUUACCCAUGAUACAAUUCACCAUUCGUUCCAUCAAACCGAGCCACAUGGACCAAAUCCAGCGCUACAGAAAGGUCCUAAUAAGUCCCUCCCUAGACAAGACUGUGUGAAGGCAUCCGGUCCCAAUGUAGAGAACAGACAUGGACCUAACCCCCAUAACCGUGGAGACAGGAUCCUGGCGACAGGCCCGAAUCGUGACCUAGUUCACGGUCCUGUGCGUGGUAGGAGUGCCUGGCCGACGGUGGUCAACUCAUUGUAGACUCAGCCAAGAGGGGAAGAGAAAGCGUGCUGUGUGCUGUGUUAUAUACUGUGUGAACUUCAUCACCCAUGUAACUUGCAUAUCAUUUUAGUAGAUUGUGUUAGAAACAUUGAAUAUAUUCUUGACAGUAAGAUUUUCUAGGGUGUAUUUAACAUCAUUUCCCUGUCAGUGAACAGUUUAGAUAACUAAAUACAUGUGUUACUAUAGCAUUGAAUGAUUUAUUUUUGACGUCGCGGUGUCAAUAACUGCCGUCAGGUGAGCAGACAAAUUGAAUAACGCGCGUUAGCGCGUUAUGAUAAUUUGUCUGCUCACCUGGCGGCAGUUAUUGACACCACAACGUCAAAAAUAAAUCAUUUAAUGCUUAUAUUUACAUUCCCUUAUUGAAUAAAUCAAUUGUUUACUUAAAUAAAUCGAUAUAAAGUGCAGACCACGGAGGGAGUGAAUAAGUAACAGCAAGAACAGCUGUUGUGUAAAACCGGUUUAAACUGGUUUUCGCAUAGACUGUUGAGAUGAGAUCGACGAGCAUGAAAAUAUAAUCCAUGAUAAAUAAUUAUUGAAAUGUUGCUUUUAACAAUAAAGUCAACUUUAUUGUUGAAUAAUUAUAAAACAUGGUGUUUUGACAACAUUCAUGAAAUGUAUUUUUAACCGAUCACAUAGAAAUCACUGUUUUAGAACUACUUAUGUAAAUUACUCGUAAAUUCAUACGCAGUGAAUAGGUGUUGCAUUUAGAGGCAUUUAAACAUCACGGAAUUUAAUGGAAAAACACAGUAGAAUGUAAAUAUAUGAUUUUGUAUUACAUGUAUUAUAGUUCUCAGAUUUAAUGUUCAUAUACUUGCACUUGUUUGAUAGGAUACAUUUUUGAUUAUUUUGUGAAACAGCUACUUACACAAUUAGUUCUCCAAUUAAUUGGCUUUGACACAGUUCUUCUGGGGAAAUUUUUUAUUCCAAUUCAUUUCACUUUAAUAUUUGAUUUGGUUUUGAUACAGCUUACUUUUUUUUAUCACUGAUUCAGAACCAUUUCAAUUCACUUGUUCUUAAAAAACAAUGGGUGUGUGGACAUUCCUGUGUUUAUAUCUAUUUAAUGCAUAUAUAUAAACUGUGCAUCUGUGUUUCCAAUAUACAUGUAUAUAAUCUUGAUACGAAGGUCAUGAUAAAUUAUUAACAACUUGCGUAUAUUAUAAACAACUUGCUUGUACUGUAAUAUCUAGAUUAUUUUGUUGGUGAAAUAAAAAUAUAAGUCAAUUAAUGUAAUUAAUUUUUGGCCUGCAUGUGAUUGUUGAAUGUUAAAGUAAAACAUCAAAUUCAAAUUACCGGUAAUGUUAUCAUAAUUUUGGUAGGCAAAUUAGUCAAUUUGUCUCUUCUGUACUGGAAUUUCUGUGUUGAUUAUUCAUGUUUACAAAACAUAAUUAUUAAGGCAUUACUAUUUGUUAGUUUAUGUGAUGUGAAAAGAAUAAAGAAUAAAUCAGAUAAAGAUCUUCA